AUGAGAAUGCUAGCCUUGACGUUGGCAUCGGCACUGGCUGUUUGGCCAACGGCGUGCCUCAACGAGGAUGAAAGGACGGCCGCCCAAGAAGCUUGCCAUGAGUUGGCCAAAACCCUCCCCGAAAACGUCCACUUGCCCAAUUCACCCAGCUACAACCUCUCCAACACAUAUUGGUCGGCUCGCCAAUCGGCGCUUCACCCACAAUGCUUUGUGACGCCGCGCUCAACACAAAACGUAUCCCACAUCAUGAAAACACUAACCUCUCUCAAAGCCCCCUUUUCCGUCAAGGGGGCCGGCCACACAGCGUUCCCCGGCGGAUCCAACAUCCAGGACGGGGUGACCAUGGACCUCGUCCACCUCAACCGAAUCACCGUAUCCCCUGACAGGAAAACAGUCGCCGUGGGCCCCGGGAACCGCUGGAUCAAUGUGUCCUCGGUCCUCGAUCCCCUCGGUCUGGCCGUCGUCGGAGGCAGGGCCGCCAGCGUCGGAGUCAGCGGGCUCACUCUGGGAGGCGGACAAUCCUACUUCUCGGGCUUGCACGGCUGGGCGUGCGACAAUGUGCGCAACUUCGAGCUCGUCCUUUCGUCAGGGCGCGUCGUCAAUGCGAAUGCCACCAGCAACGCGGAUCUGUACCGGGCCCUGCGAGGCGGCGGCGGGUCGAACUGGGGCGUCGUCACGAGGUUUGAUCUCGCGUCCUUUGAGCAGGGCGACUUGUGGACGCGUUCCUUGGUGUUUGACGGCACCAGCGCGAACCAGACCAUUCUGCCCAUGAUGACGAGGUUGGCUGCGGAGGACCUGGCCGCCGAUCCUGGGGCCCACGCGUACUUUGUCCAGACGUACGACCAGGCUUCGCGGCGGUGGUUGUUCCUGACGAGCUUCUUCCACGCGACUCCUCCUGCUGCCAACACCACGCCGGCUGUGUUUGAUGGCUUCAGGUCUGUCCCGGGACUUGUUUUGGACAACACCCUCGUGGGCAAUCUGUCGACCAUUAGCCGACUUAUUGAUGAGCCGGUUGGUCGAAGGGCUACUUGGUGGGAUACGACCGUCGCGGUUGGCUCGGUGCAGCUAUUCGAAGAGAUUGGCGAGAUGUACAAAGAUUGGGUGGCCCGAGUGAUGGAGGCUGCUCAGAACAGGCAGUUUACACCCUAUCUCGUGUAUCAGCCUAUUACGGACAACAUUUUGGAAAAGAUGCAGCAGAACGGAGGCAACUCUCUUGGGUUGUAUCCUCAGGAUGGUCCGCUCAUGAUGGUGCAAGUGUCUGCGCGCUGGGCCGACGCCGAGCUGGACGCCGUCAUUGAAAGUUCGGCCAGUGAGCUUCUCUGCAAGGUUGAAAGUAUUGCGAGAAAGAACAAGCUUCUCCGGGGUUAUGUCUACAUCAACUAUGCAGGGCGAUCCCAAGAGGUACUGAGAACAUAUGGUGAGAACUAUCCUUGGCUUCAUACGGUGGCCAAGAAGUGGGAUCCGGAUGGCUUGUUGCAACGCUUGUGGAGAGGAUACUUUCAACUGCGUUGA
Molecule: messenger RNA, 1512 nt
Organism: Metarhizium acridum CQMa 102
Lineage: Eukaryota; Fungi; Ascomycota; Sordariomycetes; Hypocreales; Clavicipitaceae
Molecular function (GO): FAD binding
Source: RefSeq, a predicted model, not a curated record